Messenger RNA from Ectocarpus siliculosus, 1446 nucleotides. Lineage: Eukaryota; Phaeophyceae; Ectocarpales; Ectocarpaceae. The record is from the annotation of a GenBank genome assembly.
CGCUCCCGCUCAGGCUGCCGAGACAGCUACUCCUGUCUGCUGUUUUCACACCACGCCAGACGCGCAACAACCAUGUCUACCAUCCCAUCAUUUCUUGUGGGGCUGGUUGCCUCUGGUGUGGGCUACGCGUACCUGUCGCGCGAUCUGGUCACCUCUAGGAAUAAGCUAAUGUCGAAGCACUUCAAGGCCGACGGGGUCGAGCCCUACUACCCUGUGCGGAAGAUGCCUCGCCAGUUUGGGAGACCAAAAGGCGAGCGCGGCGGUUGCCCACGCGGCUCUAGCUUCAAUUCGGAAACGAGCAGGGGGGUCGUCAGCGGCUUACCGGAACCCGCGCCAGCGGGUGAGCACCACCUCGUCACGGAUGCCCGCACCAAGUGGAACGCGGCUGUUUUGCGAUGCUCCGAUACGGUAUUCAGCGCCUUGUAUGGCCGCGGAAGUGCGACGGAGGGCAAGGCCGAGGGUGGUGACGAACCACGGGAUUCAUGAUGCCCCAGAUAGGGAACAAGGUGGUGAAGAGCGGGUCACGUUGCCGCAAUGCGACUCUAUUUUGUGCUGGGAGACGUGUUUUGAGGUGGGCAGCAGGCGAAGGGAGACCAGAGGAAAAAUGCGAAUGUAUCCUUGCCGUGGUCGCUCAUUACAUCAGCGACGACGAGGCGAUUACUGCUUCUGGGAGAACGACGCCCGGAGGGAAGGGAUAAGAGCUGCUUGCACAUGAACCGAAAACUGUCUCGAACGGAGGGUGUCCACACCCCGCAAGGGCGCAGCCUCUUUUGUGGGGAAGUAGGAGCGACGUUUCUGCGACACGAUACCUGCGGAUCUUUUGCUGCUGUGGCCAAAGGUUAAGGUAGUUCACCGGGGCUUUGGGGUGGGAAUACGUAAAAGGGAGCUGUAGUUCGUGAUUUGAGUGCUUUCCUACUUUACAAGGAAGGGUCAACCUUUUGCUAUUCGUGUGAUUCGCGUCAUAGGCUCCCGAACACGUGCGGGUCAGCUGGGGCCGCCUGUGUCCAGCCAGCUUGAGCUAGUACGUAUGUCCAUCAGGUGUUGCAUUCAGCGUGUAUAUAGGAGUGCGGUGUUCUUGCCCCCCCGUGCUCGCGUGAGCGGCGGGCUCUGUGUGCAUAUCUGCAACUUUGGGAUGUACGGAUUUGUGGUGGAGCUGUGAACGCUCGGAAUACGGCCCUAUCUGGAGUGGUUGUCUUUUUCUUGCACGGGCCUCUUGGAGUUUGUUUUCAGCACCGUGAAAUUUCAAGUAUGCAUCUACUGAAGAUAUCUUGUGCGUAUUGUCUCUUGUUUUCGCUCUGUCAAAAACCCUUGGUCUCACAGCUCAACUGGGUGCACUGCUCUGUUAUUUUUGUUUGGUUGCAAAAUGAACAGCUGCUAGAGCCGAUAUAGUUUGGUCUAUGUAGGCGUGCAGCUCUUCGUUCAUGUGAAUUCUACAGCACAUUCCAC